Messenger RNA from Acipenser ruthenus (sterlet), 1869 nucleotides. Its product is annotated as toll-like receptor 13. Gene Ontology annotation, molecular function: protein binding; transmembrane signaling receptor activity. Gene Ontology annotation, biological process: toll-like receptor signaling pathway; immune response; inflammatory response. Bases 19 to 1539 code for a protein of 506 amino acids. Gene Ontology annotation, cellular component: membrane. Lineage: Eukaryota; Metazoa; Chordata; Actinopteri; Acipenseriformes; Acipenseridae. The record is from RefSeq and is a predicted model, not a curated record. The transcript has a single exon.
CCUUCAGAGACAAAGAACAUGAUGCUGAUGGGAAACCAUAUAUUGAAAAUAAACACCAGGACAUUUCCGAGGUUUAAGAGUAUUGUUUCCCUGGACCUGUCCUAUGGCUGGCUGCACGAAGUAGAAGGGAACACAUUCACUUACAUGCACACUCUGGAGCACCUGACUCUUCAGCAGCACCACUCUGUGCUAAUGGUGGGAUCCCAGGCCUUCUACCCACUUUAUAAGCUGAAGUCUCUGAGAAUCGGCAAAAUCCAAACACAAGACAUGAAGACUAUAUUCUUUGAUCUACGAAAUAGCCAGCUGGAUACUCAGGGUCUGUACAGAAUAGAUUUUGAGACAAUGAGGAAGCCCAUGUUUGAGGACGUUGGCCAGUGCCCCCUGAAUACCUUGGAAAUAUUUUCCUCAUCCAUAAACCUGAUAGAUGACUCUGCCUUUUCUGAUCUGCAGAAGCUGAGAGAGCUUCUGGUGAAAGAGUCCUCAAUAAAAACUGUUCACCCGAAUGCUUUGAUGAAACUGCAUGCCCUUGAGUGCUUGACCCUAGAGGGGUGUUCGCUGGACCAGAUGCCAUCUGGUGUCCUGGACUCCCUGACCAACCUGCAGGUUCUUAAUUUAAGAAGAAACAUGCUGCAGACCCUCCCAGCAGAGCUGUUCAAAUACAAUGGGAAGUUGCUCCACAUCGACCUCAGUCUCAACCGUCUCCAGACUCUGCCCGAAGGCAUCUUCAGACUCUUCCCGUCCACUCUUUACGUGAACCUCAGCGGGAACUAUUUCACUUGCGACUGCAGCCUGGCCUGGGCUUCUUUCUGGGUGAAGUCCCUGGGAAACACAACCAAUGCAGAGGAUUUCAUGUGCUUCGCCCCUGUAGAGCUUCGUGGCAAGCAUUUGAAGGAUUUUAAUCCCAUAUGCAUUCCUGAAUAUGUAUGGUAUAUUCUCAUAGUCAUCCUCGGAAUGACUGUCUUGUCGACUGUGGUUGUCCUGCUUUAUGUGUACCGUUGGAAGAUCUACUAUCAGUGGUACCUGCUGUUGUCCAAGAGGAAAGACACAGAAGUCUGGGAGAACAACCCCAGGUUUAAGUAUGAUGCUUUUGUUGCCUACUGUGAGAGGGAUUUUGAAUGGGUAAUCCACGAGUUGAUUCCCAACCUAGAGAACAACGCCGGUCUUCCGAACGUGAAUCUGUGUGUGUCGGACAGAGACUGGGACCUGGGAGGCAACAUCCUGGACAACGUGGAGAGCAGCAUUCAGAGAAGCAGGAGGACCAUCUGUGUGAUAUCCACGAACUUCCUGAAGAGUGAGUGGUGCAAGCUGGAAAUGAGCCUGGCACACAUGCAGCUCUUCUCAGAGAACAGAGAUGUCUUGGUUUUCGUAUUCUUGGAGAAGAUCCCUGUUGAAAGGUUGUCCCAGCACCAGAAGCUCCGCAGGGAAAUGUGUAAGAAAUCCUGCCUCGACUGGCCGGGAGGAGAAACAACUGCUCAGAAAGUCUUUUGGGAGAAACUCAGAUCUCUCAUUUUCAAAAACCCUGUGGUCCAACAAAUUUAAACUAAAUGAAAAAUCUACAGUGGUUCAUUAACAACAGUGGCAAAAAAAAAAAUAGAAAUGUGUUAUGUUAAGACAAUUGAAACCAUUAUCCCAGGAUAAAUUAUAAAACAUAAAUAACUGGUUAUAAAAAUAGCAUAAAACAAAAAUAUAACAUAACUUAUGUAAUGUGAAAGUGCUUUGAGUGAAACAGUUCAAAGUGUCGCAGGUGACGCUGAACUAGUUAUUCCAUAUAGUAAAACAUUAGACUCUAUUGCAUGGAGGAUCUCAGUAAGCUACAGUAAAUGGUUCAUCAAAUGAAACAGAUUCAGUUAUGUUAAGUUUGCUACUGAU